Aspergillus tanneri is the source of this 1197-nucleotide messenger RNA. It is a transcript of the gene PEP2, whose product is annotated as Vacuolar protease A. Gene Ontology annotation, biological process: proteolysis. NCBI's taxonomy places the organism in Eukaryota, Fungi, Ascomycota, Eurotiomycetes, Eurotiales, Aspergillaceae. The record is from RefSeq and is a predicted model, not a curated record. The transcript is spliced from 4 exons. Bases 1 to 1197 code for a protein of 398 amino acids. Gene Ontology annotation, molecular function: aspartic-type endopeptidase activity. Gene Ontology annotation, cellular component: fungal-type vacuole.
AUGAAGUCAACCUCCUUGCUGACAGCCUCCGCGCUGUUGGGCUACGCUUCCGCUGAGGUUCACAAGCUGAAGCUCAACAAAGUCCCUCUCUCGGAACAACUAUACACGCACAACAUCGACGCCCAUGUGCAGGCUUUGGGCCAGAAGUACAUGGGUAUCCGCCCUUCCAUCCACGAGCAAAUGUUCCAGAAUACCCCAGUGAAUGAUAUGGGCCGUCAUGAUGUUUUGGUCGAUAACUUUCUCAAUGCACAAUACUUCUCUGAGAUCGAGAUCGGUACUCCUCCUCAGAAAUUCAAAGUCAUCCUUGAUACUGGCAGUUCCAACCUUUGGGUACCCUCUUCGGAGUGUGGUUCCAUUGCAUGCUACCUGCACACCAAGUACGACUCAUCUGCGUCGUCCACGUACAAGAAGAAUGGCAGCGAGUUCGAAAUCCGGUACGGAUCCGGCAGCCUGAGUGGGUACAUUUCGCAGGACUCCGUCAAGAUUGGUGACCUGAAGAUCAAUGAUCAGCUGUUCGCCGAGGCUACUAGUGAGCCCGGCCUUGCUUUCGCUUUCGGCCGUUUUGAUGGAAUUCUCGGUCUGGGCUUUGACACCAUCUCUGUCAAUAAGGUCGUCCCGCCCUUUUACAGCAUGAUAGACCAGGGACUUCUCGACAAGGGCAUCUUUGCCUUUUACCUGGGAGAUGCCAACAAGGAAGGUGAUAGCUCCGAGGUUACUUUCGGCGGUGUCGAUGAAAGCCACUAUACCGGUGAGCUUACCAAGAUUCCUCUUCGCCGCAAGGCGUACUGGGAAGUCGAUUUCGAUUCUAUUUCUCUGGGCGACAAUACUGCAGAGCUCGAAAACACUGGUGUUAUCCUGGACACUGGUACCUCCCUUAUUGCUCUGCCUUCCACUCUUGCCGAGCUUCUUAACAAGGAAAUUGGUGCCAAGAAGGGCUUCACUGGCCAAUACACGGUUGAUUGUGACUCGCGUUCAUCCUUGCCCGAUCUCACCUUUACCCUGAGUGGCCACAAUUUCAAGAUUACUCCGUUUGACUACACUCUGGAGGUCCAGGGAUCCUGCAUUAGUGCCUUUAUGGGCAUGGACUUCCCUGAGCCUGUCGGCCCGCUGGCCAUUCUGGGUGAUGCGUUCCUGAGGAGAUGGUACAGCGUAUAUGACCUUGACAAUGGCACUGUUGGUCUGGCCAAGGCCAAAUAG